UUGCCAGAUGCAGUCAGUAGCAGAGGGAAGAGGCGGACUGCACGCUGCACUGGUAUCGCAGUAUGCAAACCUCAAUUUGACAAAAUGGUUGCAAUGUGAUGACUAAAAUCGGAUACAGCAAACAAGAAAAGGCUACAAAAGUUGAGUGCCGUGCGAUAUCGUCGAAGCAGGGAAUAAUUUAUAAUUCCAACGCAGCGAGUGAAAUCAAACUGUCGGAGCCGCGCUGGGUUACUCAAGAGUGCAAAGCGGGACAGAAAGAAAGUUUGCGAUUCUUUUUUGCAGUGCCAGUUCUGUGGAAGUUCACUGAUGAAUAUAUUCACCUGUACUUUUAACAACAGUGGACAACUCAAACUGUAUUUUGCAUUGCGCUGGAAGUAAGUAUUUCUGCAAUUAACGAUAAAGUGAACCGCUUGAUUAAAAAAAAGUUCGAUGUUACUGGAGGUCGGCGAAGCUUGCGACCACUAUUCCAAUCGCUAUCUUUACUGUCUCCUCUCGCAACAGGAUUGCCCAGUUCUCAAUCCGCGACUCUCCUAUUCCCGGGAAUAAUUUGUUUCUGUACUCUUGUGCGGGGCAGCAGAGAGGAAUCGACACACUUGUUGGGGACGGCGAAUCAUGUUGAUUGUGCAUGACGACUUGCGGCCGCUUCAAAAAUCGUUUCGAGCAGAAACAGUCAGCAAAAAGCGAGCUGCGGGAUCUGCCUUGCGAGAACGUUUCUGGAGAUCCACACGGCGUUUCAUCUAGUCAACGGGAAUAGAGCUUGGAUUCCACAAUCGAGCACAUAAAACAAGAAUACGUUUGUCAUAUCGCAUCUGCUGGAAUUGCAAGUGGGGCAUUAUAGUGCAAUUGGAAAUUAGAAGCUACCUAUCACUGAGUUCAGUGUAUCUUAAAAGUGUUGCCACUGCUUGCAUUCGGGGAAAACCAGACACUAAUAUACACGAUUAUAGUGCAAAAUAUCGUGUCACGGAUGCAAGACAAAUUAAGGCUUAGUUAAUAUAUGGGAUUCCACGGUAUUAAUUUUUUCAGACCUGAAAUGAAAGGAUUUAGCCCGUGAUUUAUUAUAUGGCCAUGCGUGGUAAAAAGUAAUGCCGGCAACUCCCAGCCGUUGCAAUAAAACUGUGCACGUAGUCUCACAUCUUUUCGAGUGCAACGAAAAACUUAUGAAUGUAAUUUGCAAGUGACGAAGGAAAAUGAAACAACUAAGGGGAUAUUGAGCAAACCCCCACCCUCAGUUUUUAUUCUUGUUGUAAAUGCACUGUGGAAGUCAACAAUCAAGGUUUGUGCUUUAGGCAACCCCCCCCCCCCUCCCCAACGCCUGCCGGCUAAGCAAAAACAAAAGUCCAGAUUGUAAGAAAUAAUUUUGCACGCUCCUCCAGCGACUCUCACUCCCACUCCCACCUACAUAAUCAUAAGGAGACGCGAAUGGAGACCCAGAGCCUUUAUGGCAAUUACAGCGCGCGGUCCGGGCUUGAAGCAGCCGGCGUGCAGCGCCAGGGGGCGGCGUUCGAAAGCGUCUUCCACGCGGCUUGCGCGCGCGACCACAGCCUGGUGCGCGCCUCCGAGCCGUCGGCGGGGGCGAGCGGGCCAGGUGCCCCUGAGCCGGCGGUGGCCACGCCGCGGGGACGCGCGGAAGGCGAGGGCUUCGGCGCUUUUUACGAGGCCGCGUGCCGCCAGAGCGCCGCCAUCUUGGGCCAGCAGCCGGACGAGGCGGCGGUUGGCGGCGGCCGUGGAGGUUACGGGCACUCGCCGUACAUCGUACGGACUCUCUUCAACGCCUCGCGCGACGUGUGUCCCGAGCGAGAGAAAGGCGGCGACUGCCGCUGCGAUGGCCAUGACUUUGAAGACCGCGAGCUGCCCGGGGAAUACACCCCAGAGUCGGAGUUCAGCGGCAGUUGCUCUUACUCCCUUAUCAACGACACUGCUCGGGAGCUUUGCAAGGCCGUCUCGGUUUCCAUGGGCCUCCACAUUGACAGCAAUGAGCUGGGUGAACUGCAUUCUCCCUUUGGCCCCAACAGCAGCCAGAAUAAGAGAGACUGCAUGUUCUCCUUCCCUUCCAAUAACAGCAACACAGCAAUCACCGUAGAUACUGCAAUGGCAGUGCCCAGUGACGACCCGUGCCCUGGCUCUCAAAAUAUGAGGUUAGCCAGCAGACUGGAAGCUGGGAACGAGCUCGAUCGAGGGGAACGUAGGGAGUCAGAAAACAGUGAAUAUUCCACAGAGUACGACAUAUCUCAUUCAAGGAGAGAGUCCAUUUGUAGAGGGUUAGUUGAAGACUCCACUGGUAAUGAAUGUGUCACCAGGGCUCAAGAAGCGAAAUGCAUUGGUGAAGAAAGUCGGACAGCUGAUUAUGCUGACAAGGAUCAUAAGCAGUGCCACUUUAACAGAGUAUUUGCGAGUAACUGUGAACAUGACCGACCUUCUGACGAAAAUACCUUGUACAACCUGUCAGACAGAGUUGGCUUGAGAGCUACUGACAACUGUGACCUUAAUAAUGGCAAUCCAUGCAUGCAGUUUGGUGCAGCUACAAACAUUAAAAUUAAAAUAGAAGAGCCCCACACCAUGGACAACCAUAAAGCAUUUUCUCCUCAGUGCAGAUAUGUGGAUUGCACAAUGACACCACUUUAUGGGUCCACGCCAUCUUGGCGUUAUGUUGAAAAGGGGACUUUUGUGAAUGACUUUGGUGGUUCUCCUGAAUAUCCAAGUAAUGAUUUAGCAGUUCAGGAUAAUAUUAUCACAUCUGACUCAUGGUACUCAAGUGGACAGCUAGAUAGAGGGCCACAUCCAGCCUCAGGCCAUGUUAAAAAUGAAAUGGACAGCUGGAUCGAUGGAUACUACAACAUACGAUCGGAGAAUACGAGGAGUCUUGGUCUCCAAAUGGACUACUUUUUCCAACCUCAGAAAACCUGUCUCAUUUGUGGAGAUGAGGCAUCAGGAUGUCAUUAUGGAGCACUCACUUGUGGCAGUUGCAAGGUGUUCUUCAAGAGAGCAGCUGAAGGAAAACACAAGUUUCUGUGCGCUAGCAGAAACGAUUGCACUAUUGAUAAAGUACGGAGAAAAAACUGUCCAUCAUGUCGUUUGAGAAAAUGCUUUGCAGCUGGAAUGACGCUUGGAGGUCGAAAAUUAAAGAAUACACGACCAUUCCAAACUGCAGAGGAUACUGACUCUUCAGUUGUGCAAAAGCAACAGAACACCACUGUCCCCAUUAUCCCAAGGAUUGGCGUACCAAGGAUGCAGAAAUUUCAGUGUCAACCUCUGUUUCUCGCUGUGCUACAGUCCAUUGAGCCUGAUAUGGUAUAUGCAGGCUAUGACAAUACGCAGCCUGAUACAUCUGCCAGUUUGUUAACAAGCCUCAAUGAACUAGGGGAAAGACAACUUGUGCGUGUUGUCAAAUGGGCAAAAGUUUUACCAGGUUUUCGCAAUUUACAUGUGGAUGACCAAAUGAGUCUCAUACAGUAUUCGUGGAUGGCAGUUAUGGUCUUCGCAAUGGGAUGGAGGUCUUAUAGAAUUGUGAAUUCCAGAAUGCUCUACUUUGCACCAGACUUGGUAUUUAAUGAGCAACGGAUGCAAAAAUCAACUAUGUAUGAUCUCUGUGUGGAAAUGCAGCGAUUGUCCCAGGAGUUUCAGUGGCUUCAGAUCUCUCAGGAUGAGUUCCUUUGCAUGAAAGUAUUGCUACUCUUUAGCAUUAUACCAGUUGAAGGUCUGAAAAACCAGAAAUACUUUGAUGAGCUACGUUUGAACUACAUUCAGGAACUAGACAGAGUAAUUUCCUUUCAAGGAAAUGAUACCACAAAUAAUCCACAGCGUUUUUAUCAACUAACCAAGCUCUUGGACUCACUGCAGAUAACAGUGAGGAAACUCCACCAGUUUACAUUCGAUCUGUUCGUUCAGUCUCAGUCUCUGAGCGUCCAGUUCCCUGAAAUGAUGGCAGAGAUAAUCUCUGCCCAGGUACCAAAGAUCCUAGCUGGCAUCUGUGGGGCCGAUUGCCUAUGGAAGAAACAGGAACAGGAAACCUUAAAGAAAUCUCUACGGGCGACAGGAAACCUAUAAAUACAUUUUGUGUAGUCUCAUUACAAGGCAGCCUUCAAAGUGGACACUAAUUAAUUGCAGCAGACACUUCAGCCAUACGAGAUCUGUACUGCCUCAUCUUUCACCCUGUGAACUCUAUGAUUGGCCACCUUUUUUUUCAAAAUGACAUUAUCAAUAACAGAAUUGGUACUUGACUUUCAAUGAGAACAAUGAGUUAUUUACAGUUGGACAAGUAACUGUUUCAUGCAUAAUAAGAAAUUGACAGACUAUUACGGAUAACAUAACUCAUAACAUGUAUAGAUUAUACAAUAAUAUGAUUUUGUUACUUUCACUGGACUUGAUGGCUGAGCGUAGAUGGAUUGUCAAUGAAAAUUAUGAUUUCUGCAUAUUUGUAAAAAUGCUCAGUAUCUUUUCUUUCUGUUGCACUUUUCUUCAGUUGCGUGCUCCUUUAUGUAGUUAACAUAAUGCAAAAAUCCUGAAUGCUCCCAGAACUAAACGAGUAAUGGUGGAGGGUAAUCAUUCAAGCAACUUGUCAGCAUGAAGGAAUUCCUAAGAAGCACUAUUUCUAUAGUUUUUUUAAUCUGCUAUAGAUGUUUCAAAAUUGGAGGAAAGCCUUGCUGUAAUUGUGCGUUAACCACAACUUAAAUGUAGUCCCUCCAUUACCUGUAUUACCAGGCUAAUCAAUGGUGUCAAAUUGCCACUGAUGAAAGCAAAGCCUGUGACUUCACAAGGAAGAAUUUUGUUAUCCAUCAGCAUGUUGGCAUUCAUGACUAUUUUGACUCCUUCCUUCAUCAUUGCCUGUGAGGCAGCCCAUCCACAACACAUUCCAGUACCUUGAGGAAAGGGGUAAGUGACUGCUAGGCUUUUGCAUGUGUUAUGUAUUCCAUUUGCAAGAGCAAACCACACAAGCUUUGUAGCCAGAAGCAAAUUAAAAAGGAUCAAGCAGCCAGCCAGCUUGUUGCGUUGUGUUUGCCUGUCUCUGAAUAUUCCCGACCUCUUCUGUCCCUUCUUCAUCAGCCCUGUGUUUUAUAUAGCAUUUCUAUGGAUAUCAUCAUCUUUUUUGUAUGGUGUUUGAAUGUGACAUAGAGCUUGGUACAAGUAUGAAUGUUCACAUCCUAUGGAAAAUGUCUCUGUGUUAUUGGAUGUUACACUAGGAAGAGAGGUAGGGGAGAUGUAUUAGCAUGUAAAAUGCUUAUGAGUUUGGGCAUUUUAUUGCCAUUAAAUGAGGCAUUAUGCAGUUAUAAGCAGUAAAUUUGUAUGGUCAAAUAAACAAAACAUAUGGAGUAUCAUUUAGUCUGCAUAUCCAUCAACACUCCUCGCCAUAUUGACCAAGCAAGAUCUCUUCUGAAUAUGUCUCACUAAUAAUGUAAUAAAUCUCCUCCCAUAAUUAGUGCACCCCCAAAACCUUAAUUACAAGUUACAAUCUGUUGCCACAUUGUACUUUAAAAAUGGUUUUCUAGACCAAUGCAAGGGGAAUUUUCACUUUGAAAUUAAUUUCUCAGUCAGUAACAAUUAUCAGUUUCUCAUUUAUAUGCACUUUGCUUUACGAAAUUUUUAUGUUGGCUGAGAGCUUCCCAUCCAGUGUGCUUAUUGCAAAUUCAGUCUCGGGGAUCAGUGCAUCCCAUGAGACUGCCCAUACAUUACCUCAUUUGUCUUCACUAUAGGAUGACCGUCCAAUGAAACAAAGAGAUUAUUUCUCUCACAGCACUAUUCACGCCGCUGCCUGGAAAUUUAUUCUGAAUUAUACAGCCUAUCACAAUGAGUAAGUCUUAUUUACUGCUGAAUCACCAAUGUAUCACCAACUGACUUAUUCCGAUUGAUUGCCAAUUUCGAUGUGCUGCUAGGGUAGGUGGUAGAAGCAGAUACAAAAGCAACAUUCAAGAACAGGCAGGGAAUAGAGGGAGAUGGACUAUAUCCAGACAGAUAGGAUUAGUUUGGAAUGGCAAUAUGGUCAGUACAGACAUGGUGGGCUGAAGGACCUGUGCUGUACUGUUCUAUGUUCUAAACUGUGAAGCUAACAUUAUUCAAGUGGUUUAUAAAUGAUUUUGUAAGUAAACUUAUAUAAAAUUUCAAUGGCAGGAAAGGGCUCAUUUGGCUGCCAGUUAAUUAGUAACUGUUAAAAUUCAGAAAACAAGAAUUAAAAGAGCAAAAUAUACCCCAAUAUCUUUUCUCUUUUUUCGGACGUUAUAAUCAUUAAAGAAAGGUGUAAAGCAAUAUAUAAUGUGAAAC
This is a messenger RNA of Rhincodon typus (whale shark), 6252 nucleotides long. RefSeq names its product androgen receptor-like. Lineage: Eukaryota; Metazoa; Chordata; Chondrichthyes; Orectolobiformes; Rhincodontidae. Gene Ontology annotation, biological process: regulation of DNA-templated transcription; male gonad development. Gene Ontology annotation, molecular function: zinc ion binding; DNA-binding transcription factor activity; sequence-specific DNA binding. The coding region runs from base 1420 to 4044 and encodes 874 amino acids. The record is from RefSeq and is a predicted model, not a curated record. The transcript has 9 exons.